Thecamonas trahens ATCC 50062 is the source of this 2057-nucleotide messenger RNA. RefSeq lists its product as uncharacterized. Bases 491 to 2020 code for a protein of 509 amino acids. The record is from RefSeq and is a predicted model, not a curated record. NCBI's taxonomy places the organism in Eukaryota, Apusomonadida, Apusomonadidae. The transcript has a single exon.
UCAUGUCUAGCACACCAGGCAGACAUGGCAACAACCGGCGGCGGUAUCGUCAUACGAAAAAGCUGGUAGAGUGCCGCUUCGGAGCACGUUGCUCGCGCAGGCACAUGGGUAGCCACAGUGCAAAGUUCUCCCAUCCGUGUCCAAAGGGCAAUCGAUGCCGCAAGUUCCAGAUGGGCUCCAAGAGCCAUUGCUCUGCCUACACACAUCACGGCUCACAGGUUGCUGAUCGCUCUCUCCAUGAUGAUGAUAAUGAUGAUGAUGAUGAUGAUGAGCUUGUCUUGAACAAGAUCGAUGCGACAGAGAUCGAUGCUGGAGAGUCCGAAUCAUCGUCAACCGUGCUCGGCUUGGACAAGAAACGGUCUUGGCAACCCUCCGCCGGUGUCGGUUUAGCAGGCGGUGCAAGAAUCGUGGUGCUCGUCACUUUUCCAAGUUCUCCCAUCCGUGCCAAAGAGGGAUAGAGUGCACUGUCGAUCAUCCGGUCCAUCGCCAGAUGUACACCCACAUGUCGCCGCCAGCAAAGAGCGGCUGUCGUGCGGACCUGUAUGAUGUUGCUCCAAUCUUCUGUGUUUCAUGUGAGCGCUACAUGGAUCGUAAGGCCUUCCUGCCCAUCAAGAUCACGGACAAAGUCGACCAGCCGCGGAUAUGCAAGCCGUGCCUCAAGAACGGGCCAAGUUGGCGGACCGGACCCGAGAUCGCCGACGCUGUGGCCCGGCUGUGUGACAAUCUCCUGCCGCGCGCGCUGAAGGACACCAAUGUCGUUGUUGCCAACAUUGCCGGUACCGGCAUCGCGCAGCAGUCCUCAUUCUACGGUGACACCGAUCAGUACCCAGCCGGCAAUGCGCUAUCACGCAGCUCGGCUUAUUCCUCAACAGCUGCAAUGCCGAACUCAUCGUGGUUGCUUGGCUUCUCCAGCCCGGUCUUCUUUCACCGCAUCACCCUCGUCAACCGCAGCCGGUGCAAAGACCGGCUCCGCGACAUCACAGUCUCGAUUAGUACUGCCGACGGCAAGCAGGUGUGGAAAUCCGAGGUGCUCAACCCGGGCAACGAGCUUGGCUCGCCCGACCACAUUGUCGUGCCGGUCACUAGCGCUUGCGCCAUUGGAACAGUGCUUGUCGUCUCACGCGCGCCGGAUCCGGACCUUAUCGGCUGCGCCUCUGAAAACGGAAACGACGACGAUCGGUUUGUGCUCUCGUUGCGCCAGGUCAUUGUCAACGCCGUCGAGCCAGCACAACUGUUCGCCAAGGCGCGUGCCAUCGCUCGCGAUGAGGGGCUUGCUCGCAACGGCAGCUCGGUUGACCUGGGCCUGAUCGAGAAUCUCGCGAGCGGCUCGUCACCGCUCGCUGCCCUGGCCAAGCUGGUCGAGCUCGCCCAUUUGCCGCCAAGCCAGAUGGAGCUGGCGUCGCCCGAGCUCCGCCGCGAGGCCGAGGCUGCGCUGGCCGGCGAAGACUCCUUUGCUAAGGUGUUGUCCCCGUUUAAGGCGCGGAUGACUGCAUUGGCGUCGGAGCUCAAGGAGCGAGAGACGAGACUCGCAUGCCUCGAUGCCGCCAUCGAAGACCGUCUCGCGGAUGUCUGGCUUGCCGACAGUGCUAUCAUUGACGUCUCCUUUGUCGACCGGUCGGGCGCGGUUGUUGCCACCCUGGCAAUCCCGGCUAGCGAGACAUUUACCUCGCUCUACACGCUGUACUUUGGACAUAUGGCGCCCGAGACCCGCGGCUGGGCCGAGUAUGCCGAUGCUGGGCGGGGCGUCCAGCUCUCGUCGUAUCCGAUGCUCCUCGCAGUGCCUCCGCAGCCAAGCGGACGUUGCCUCCUCCACUCCGCGGCGACGGCGUCGGAGAAGGGCAAAGACGAGAGUGCUGCCAAUGAGAGGGUACCCCUUCAGUGGGACUCGGCAUUGGCGACACUCUUCCCGCACCAUGUUGCGCGGCUCGGCAUCGAGUUUGUGCACCUCGAUGUGGACGAUGAGAACGCGUUUUGCGUCGUGGCAUGCCGGCGGGCAAGCCCGCUCCCGUCGUCUCUAUGAUGGCCUCUGCUGGGGUGAAGAUUGAAUCGGUCACAGA